Molecule: messenger RNA, 2457 nt
Organism: Physcomitrium patens
Lineage: Eukaryota; Viridiplantae; Streptophyta; Bryopsida; Funariales; Funariaceae
Product: aminopeptidase P1
Molecular function (GO): metalloaminopeptidase activity
Source: RefSeq, a predicted model, not a curated record
GGAGGGAGGCAGGGCUGGGGUUGAGUUCGAGGUUGCUUUAAUUUUCUUAAACAGUUCAUUGAUCGAGGCCGACCGGUAGUGAGAGAGAGAUAAGGGGAGGUAGAGGGGCUUGGAUCUGGGAAUUGUGUGUGUGCGUGUGAGCCAGGUGGAGUGGUGAGAGAGAGAGAGAGAGAGAGAGAGUGGUAUUUUCCGAAGAUUGAGGGAGGGAGGGGGCUGGGGAGCUAUGGCGUCAUCCCAGGUGAAUGUGCUAGAGUUGCUUCGGCCACUUAUGGAGAGCCAUUCGCCUCCUCUUCAUGCGCUUGUUGUGCCGUCGGAAGAUUAUCAUCAGAGCGAGUAUGUCGCUGAUGCGGAUAAAAGACGGGAGUUUGUAUCAGGAUUUAGUGGAAGCGCUGGAAUUGCGUUGAUUACAGCUAAAGAAGCUUUACUAUGGACCGAUGGACGUUACUUUCUGCAAGCUACCCAACAGCUUAGUCAUCAAUGGAAGUUGAUGCGGAUUGGAGAAGACCCUUCUCUAGAAAACUGGAUUGCUGAUAACCUUCAUAAAGAUGCAAACGUGGGGGUCGAUCCGUGCUGUAUCUCAAUUGACACUGCUCACCGAUGGGAACAGGCCUUUAGUAAGAACGGGCAGAAACUCGUUGCAUUGAAAGAGAAUUUAGUUGACAAAGUAUGGGAAAAUCGCCCUGCACAUGUCGUGGCUCCUGUUUGCAUUCAGCCCUUAGAGUUCGCAGGUAGACCAGCCAAGGAAAAGAUACAUGACCUGCGUGGGAAGCUGGUCCAGGAGAAGGCUUAUGCUUUUGUCGUGACUACCCUUGAUGAGGUUGCGUGGCUUUACAAUCUGCGGGGAGGAGACGUGCUCUACAACCCUGUAGUUCAUUCAUAUGCCAUUGUGACCCGAGAUUCUGCCUUUUACUAUGUGAAUAAGGCAAAAGUGGAUUUAAAGGUUGAACAAUAUCUUUUCGAGAAUGGAGUAGAAGUCCGUGACUAUGAGGCUGUGUUUGAAGACGUAGAAGCUCUUGCUUCUGACGAGCCCUCUGCAUUGAAAAAGUCUGCAGAGAAGAAUGGUCAUACAAACGGUCAUGAAAUUGAUGAAGAAACAGCAUCUUCUGAAUCCAAACCCACAGAAGGACUUGAGGAUUGCAGUGUUCGAGGGCCUCUUCAUGCUGGUGAGGGCGUGUUUGUUUGGGUUGAUCCUGGCACAUGCAGUUAUUCUGUGUAUUCUCGUGUGCCACUUAAUCGAGUUAUCUUGCAGCAGUCUCCUCUUUCCCUGGCGAAAGCUUUGAAGCACCCGGUGGAAUUGGAAGGGAUGAGGAACGCUCACAUCCGGGAUGGAGCUGCUGUUGUUUCUUAUCUUUGCUGGCUUGAUGCCCAGAUGCAAGACUUGUAUGGUGCAGCAGGGUAUUUUUCUGAAGUAAAAGGCUCUCUCAAACGGAAGCGCUCCGAGGAGGAGAAAUUGACUGAGGUGACCGUUGCAGAUAAACUUGAGUCCUUCAGAGCCAAGCAAGAGCAUUUCAAAGGUCUUAGCUUUGAGACCAUUAGCUCCGUAGGAGGAAAUGCAGCCAUUAUCCACUAUGCAGCCAAGAAAGAGACUUGUGCUGAGAUGCAACCUGAUUCCAUGUAUUUGUGUGACUCAGGCGGUCAGUACCUUGAUGGAACCACUGACGUUACGAGAACUAUGCACUUCGGAAAACCAACGUCUCACGAGAAAACUUGCGCCACUUUGGUGUUGAAGGGGCACAUUGCCUUGGACAUGGCUGUCUUUCCAAGUGGCACGACGGGUCACGCGCUUGACAUCUUGGCAAGAGUUCCCUUAUGGAAGGAUGGUUUGGACUAUAGACAUGGAACUGGUCAUGGUGUUGGUUGCUACCUAAAUGUGCAUGAAGGACCUCACCUUAUCAGCUUCAGGCCACAAGCAAGGAAUGUUGCUUUACAGGCAAAUAUGACAGUUACUGAUGAGCCUGGAUACUAUGAGGAUGGGAACUUUGGAGUUAGGAUUGAGAACGUCCUGAUUGUGAAGGAGGCACAAGCGAAGCACAAUUUUGGAGAUAAGGGCUAUCUUGCUUUUGAACACAUAACUUGGGUGCCGUAUCAGACAAAGCUUAUGGACCUAUCAUCGAUGUCGGAAGUUGAGAAGGAUUGGGUUGAUGAUUAUCACAAAGUGUGUCGGGAGAAGGUUAGUCCAUUGCUUUCUGGGCUUGAGUUGGAAUGGCUUCAAAAGGCGACGGAGCCACUUCCUCGAUGAACAUCUGUUUGCUGAUGUUCAUGUGGACAGAAUCGAACUGCUAUCCAUCAGCUUUUGUUUGGGUUGUUGAAUCAAUACAGGCACAUUAUGAUGUUCAUCACUAUUAUAUUGUUGAAGGCUGUGUGCAACUAUGACAGCGUAUUGUUGGGGAUUCCUUUUUCUAAGUUGAACUCUUUUGUUUUACUUUUUACAUCAUCAAAUCUCUUGCAGCAAGCCAA